ACCUGUUUACAGUCCCACGGACAAAAUCAUUUCCCGUUUCACGCAGAAACAACGCUGUGUGGCCUAAACAGUAGACUAGGUAGCUAGUCUUGUUUAUUCUUCGCCUACAUAUCGAAUUUAGGCUGUUCGUAUUAGUGGACAUAAGACAAACUAUGCCUCUGUCCGAUCAAGAACAGAGAGGCCCCAGGAGACGACGACGGAGCCGAUCUGGCAGCGGCAGUCGAUCUCGCGACUCCAGUCCAGUCUUUGGGCCCAUGCCCAAGGCCCCCAGAUAUGAAGAAGACCUUAAACCUCCCCGAAUGUCCGAGAGAGAAAGAGAAAUGAGAGAGAGAAAUGCCAAAAGGUUUCGUACGGAAAACCCCCGCAGUCGUUCUAGAUCUCGAGAGAGGUACAGUAACCACAGCUGGUCUGAUCAGCGCGGUGGCGGCGCUGGUAGAUACGGAGGUGGUGGUGGCAGGAAUGAUUACUACGAACGGGAUGAUGCUCAACGCCAGAGACAAGACGCCUUCAUCUCCAGGCGGCUACAAGAGAGGGAGAGAAUUGGUGAACUCGGAUCACCUGAAGUCUGGGGCUAUUCACCAAGAGUAAUGGCACCAGACUCUGAUGAACAUACCCCAGUUGAAGAGGAUGUGAAAAACAGCAGCUCAGAUUCAAGCUCAUCCGAUGAUAAGAAGAAGAAAAAGAAGAAGAAGAAAUCCAAAAAGAAGAAGAACAAGAAACACUCCAAUGACAGCGAGUCAGAGUCGGACUCUGGUGAUGAGGAAGUGAAAAAGAAGAAAAAGAAGAAGAGCAAAAAGUCAAAGAAGUCCAAGAAGAGGAAGGCGAAGAAGAACCGCAAGCAGUCAGCGAGCGACUCCAGCAGCGACGGGUCGGAGGAGGAGGACGCCAACGGGGAUCUGUGGGUGGAAAGGACCUGCAUCGACGAACACAUGGUGGGCCCUGAGGCCCCACUCACUCACCUGUCCCAGGAUGACAAGCCUCUCGAUUUUGGUCAUGCACUGCUGCCGGGUGAGGGUGCCGCUAUGGCAGAGUACGUGAAAGCAGGCAAGCGUAUCCCAAGAAGAGGUGAAAUUGGGUUGACCAGCAAUGAAAUCGCAACCUUUGAGAUGUCUGGCUUUGUGAUGAGCGGUAGCAGACAUCGUCGUAUGGAGGCUGUGCGUCUGAGAAAGGAAAACCAGAUCUACAGUGCUGAUGAAAAGAGAGCUCUGGCAUCUUUCAACCAGGAGGAAAGGAGAAAGAGGGAGAGCAAAAUCCUCUCCAGCUUCAGAGAAAUGGUGUACAGGAAAACUAAAGGCAAAGAGGAGAAAUGAACCAUUUUGUUUCUCUCCUUUCAGAACUUUCAGCUUUGGAGACCAUUUUUUACAAACAUUAUCUUUCGUUGUUUAGUUUCCCAUCGUUUCAUGAUUUGAUAAUGUAAUUUUUUCCCCUCUUUGUAUUGUGAACUAGGCCUAUAUUUUAAGCAUCUGACACAGUGGACUAUUUUGUUUAUGUAGAAAGUUGUCGGAAAAUGAAUAUUGGAAAGGGCUUGUUUUCCUGGGGUCACAAAGCAAACACAAGAAUGGACCAGGAAGCUAUACUUAGCCUAAUACAAAAUGUCUCUAUACACUAUUACAAUAUUGUGCAUCCCAACAUAAAUCAAAUCCAUCCCUGAACCUUCUACCUAUUAAUGUAACUUUUAGUGUUGGAAAAGUGCCUGUAAAAUCACAAGUUACGUGUUCAGGAUUAAUAAAUCAUUUAAAAAUA
This is a messenger RNA of Oncorhynchus nerka (sockeye salmon), 1743 nucleotides long. RefSeq names its product NF-kappa-B-activating protein-like. The record is from RefSeq and is a predicted model, not a curated record. Bases 153 to 1310 code for a protein of 385 amino acids. Gene Ontology annotation, cellular component: nucleus. The transcript is spliced from 8 exons. Gene Ontology annotation, biological process: regulation of gene expression. Lineage: Eukaryota; Metazoa; Chordata; Actinopteri; Salmoniformes; Salmonidae. Gene Ontology annotation, molecular function: chromatin binding.